AUGAUUAAAACUAUUGUAGACAGAUUACGAUUCGAUAAAAAAGAAGUAACACACACCGCUCCUUCUGCUGAUGUCUUUGAAUCUGAAGACGACUUAGCUCUGGCCAAUCUGGAGCCAAAUUCUCCAGCACCUGUAGCAGUACUGUCACUUCAAGACGAACUCGAUCUGACUUUGACGAAUUUAAAAUCUACUGGAAAACCCCAAGUUAGAUCUGGCCAUAAUAAUCUCGAUAUUCUAAUGAGGAAGGAAAUUAAUUAUUUUUAG
Molecule: messenger RNA, 264 nt
Organism: Acanthoscelides obtectus
Lineage: Eukaryota; Metazoa; Arthropoda; Insecta; Coleoptera; Chrysomelidae
Source: the annotation of a GenBank genome assembly